Messenger RNA from Talaromyces amestolkiae, 1398 nucleotides. RefSeq lists its product as uncharacterized. Lineage: Eukaryota; Fungi; Ascomycota; Eurotiomycetes; Eurotiales; Trichocomaceae. The record is from RefSeq and is a predicted model, not a curated record. Gene Ontology annotation, biological process: double-strand break repair via homologous recombination. The transcript has a single exon. Gene Ontology annotation, molecular function: 3'-5' DNA helicase activity; ATP binding; four-way junction helicase activity. The coding region runs from base 1 to 1398 and encodes 465 amino acids. Gene Ontology annotation, cellular component: cytoplasm; chromosome.
AUGCAGGUCGACCAAGUUGCCGCACUCGAAGCCUACGGAAUUCCCGUUGCAACAAUAAAUGGCACAACACCAUUAUCCGAAAGAAAAUUGAUCAUCGAGGAUAUUUUAUCCGGACACCCUAAAAUCCGCCUGCUCUACGUUACUCCAGAGUUCUGCUGCACCGAAACGUUUCGACGCAACCUGAAGAGGAUACACGCUCAAGGAGAACUCAAUCGUGUGGCAAUUGACGAGGCACAUUGUAUCAGUGAAUGGGGUCAUGACUUCCGACCGGCAUAUAAGGAGUUGUCUUGGUUUAGGGAGACUUUCAAAGAUCCCUUGGUCCCUAUAACAGCACUCACGGCAACGGCUACGCCAAAGGUGCGCAAUGAUAUUGUGAGGUUACUUGGUCUUGAUAAAGACUCCAUGAAGUGGUUUCAUACGCCUUCUGCACGCCCCAACAUUCACUACGAAGUCAAAUAUGUUGAGGAACUCGAUGAUGAUAUCAUGUCGGCCGAGGAAGAGCGAUUGCACGAUCUACUAUCAUGGUUAGAGACCGUACGAAAGCGUCGUGAGAGUCGCAUGAAUUCAGAGGAAACUGGUGAUCCCAAUGAUACAAGGCUUAGACUUCCGCCAAUAUCGGGAAUUGUAUACGUACCCUUCCGGUCGCUCGCAGAUGAACUUGCACGCCAACUCAAUAAGUCUGGUAGAAACAUCCGCGCUGUGGCUUACCACGCUGGCCUGCCGGCCGGUGACCGUAAGCGAAUUCAGAAGAUGUGGGCGUCCAAGGACCCUGCUCCGCCCGAACAAAUUGGCCCUUGUCCUUCUUUUUCGAUCGUCGUGGCUACGAACGCAUUUGGCAUGGGUAUUGACAAUCCCCAUGUUCGCUUUGUCAUUCAUUGGGCACCUCCACGAAGCUUUGAAGGACUGGUCCAGGAGUCUGGUCGUGCUGGCAGAGACGGCCGUGGAGCGGUCUCAAUAAUAUACUAUAACCGCCACGAACGUGACCGGGUUCUAGAACGAGUCAAGAAUGACGGGCAAACCGGACGAACCAGUAAUCGCUUUGCGCCUCAAUCCGCGACUUCAAAAACGCGCUCGAUGGAGGCGCGUAUUGAAAGCUUCAACAAAGUAAUAGCUUUCUGUGAGUCAACUGAUCGGUGCAGACACGAGAUUAUCCGCGAAUUCUCCGGCGAUCUCGAGCUAGAGACUAUGAUGUCAAGUCAGACGACAAGAUCGAACCCGACAUCCACGUCUCCAUGCGACUUUGCUUGCGAUGUGUGCAAAUACGGCACUGCAGAAAUCAAACAAAAAAAGAUGGAAAUGCUCAAAGCCACUGGAACAUUAGAAACUAUGGGUGCAUGUCACAACUCUGAUAUGCAUACUUUCAUGUAUUACUGGAUGACUUAUUUCGUCCGGCAUUGA